Molecule: messenger RNA, 309 nt
Organism: Prorocentrum cordatum
Lineage: Eukaryota; Dinophyceae; Prorocentrales; Prorocentraceae
Source: the annotation of a GenBank genome assembly
AUGAAUCGCCGCUCUCGAUCUCGCAUGCCGGGGCUCAGGCAGAUAGGCUCGGAGCUGGUGGCCGAGCGGUUUCUCUCCUUCGCGCCGAUGUCUUUCGUGCGGGAGGUCCAGUACAACACGUGUUGUUGCAACAUCGUGCAGGUGGGCAUGGACAUAGGCGAGGCACUGCCCAGGAGGAACGUGAUCUUUCUGGUCGGGGCGCAACUGGGAAGCAAGAGCGGCCUCACCGAGUACACCUUCGGAGCAGGACACUUCCUUGUGCAUUCCGCGCGGUUACAAGAGUGGGCAGUAUUCGAAUUUCAAGCGUGA